Molecule: messenger RNA, 390 nt
Organism: Penicillium cataractarum
Lineage: Eukaryota; Fungi; Ascomycota; Eurotiomycetes; Eurotiales; Aspergillaceae
Exons: 4
Coding region: 1-390 (129 amino acids)
Source: RefSeq, a predicted model, not a curated record
AUGACUCGCUUGCCUGCCUCUCCCGAGGCCGCCCCAAGACCCCCAUCUCGCUACACCAUUAGCGUUGGCCAUUCUGCCACCCGCCUACCCGAGGCCGAGGAAGACCCUCACCUUGAAGAAGCCAGAGCCGCAAUGCGGGAGGCAGGCAAUAGAGAGCUGGCCCGUGGCCGUGAAGGACCUGACCAGCUGGUUAGAAUGAUUGCCAUUACCGCGGUUGAGGGUAUCAACCAAGCCGCCAGACUGAGCUCGCCAGAGGUCCAGUCCGCCCUGGACCGUGCAGCCACCGAUCUCCCCGGUUUUGCCGACCUCUCCUUCCAGCAGUGUCUCAACCUGAUGAUCCUCCUAGCCCAGAUCAUUAAGGAUAAGGAGGCUGAGGCUGACUCCCAUUAG